This is a messenger RNA of Thamnophis elegans (Western terrestrial garter snake), 1626 nucleotides long. It is a transcript of the gene NMUR1, whose product is annotated as neuromedin U receptor 1. Gene Ontology annotation, cellular component: plasma membrane. The coding region runs from base 114 to 1493 and encodes 459 amino acids. The record is from RefSeq and is a predicted model, not a curated record. Gene Ontology annotation, molecular function: neuromedin U receptor activity. Gene Ontology annotation, biological process: G protein-coupled receptor signaling pathway. The transcript has 2 exons. NCBI's taxonomy places the organism in Eukaryota, Metazoa, Chordata, Lepidosauria, Squamata, Natricidae.
UCAAGGUGGGGGGGACACCCAAAUCCGCUUAAUGACUGUACGAUUCCCUUAACAACCGCCAUCCUCUUCCAACUGCUCCAAGCUGGACUUCCAAUUCUCCACCCCCCACCCCCAUGGAGCUGCUGGGCCCGGUGGCUUCCGGAGAUUCGUGCAACAGCAGCACGCCGGAGGGGAAACCCAGGGCCUUCAACCCCGAGCUGCUGAACAUGACGGCCGAGGAACUGCGCGUCCAAUACCUGGGUCCCCGCCGGUCGGGUUUCUUUGUUCCCGUCUGCACCACCUACUUGCUGAUUUUCGCAGUGGGGGCCGUGGGCAAUAUGAUCACCUGCCUGGUCAUCGUCCGGCACCGUUUCAUGCGGACGCCCACCAACUAUUACCUCUUCAGCUUGGCUGUCUCGGACCUCCUGGUGCUCCUUCUGGGCAUGCCGUUGGAGAUCUACGAGAUGUGGAGCAACUACCCCUUCCUCCUGGGAGCUGGCGGCUGCUGCUUCAAGACGCUGCUCUUCGAAGCCGUCUGCUUCGCCUCCAUCCUCAACGUGACGGCCCUCAGCGUGGAGCGCUACAUUGCCGUGGUCCACCCGCUCAAGGCCAAGUACGUCGUGACCAAGAACCACGCCCAGAAGGUCAUCCUGACGGUUUGGGUCUUCUCCUUUAUCUGUUCCAUCCCCAACACCAGCCUCCACGGGAUACAGGCGCUCUACGUGCCAGGGUGGGGCGUGGUUCCCGACUCGGAUACCUGCACUCUGGUGAAGUCCCCCUUGGUCUACAACCUCCUCAUCCAGGUGACCACCAUCGUCUUCUUCUUCGUCCCUAUGGCCGUCAUCAGCGUCCUCUAUCUGCUCAUCGGCCUGCAGCUGAGGAAGGAGAAGCUGCUGGAAGCCCUGGAGGCCAAAUCGGGAAGCCGCUCCGACUACCACAGCAUCCGCCUCCAGCUGAAGAAAGCACGGAGGAGGCAGGUGACCCAUAUGCUGUUCAUGCUGGUGAUCGUGUUUGGCAUCUGCUGGGCCCCCUUCCACACCGACCGGCUGGUCUGGAGCUUCGUCACUCACUGGACGGACCAGAUGCAUCGCGUGUUCCAGUACCUCCACAUCCUCUCUGGCGUCUUCUUCUACCUGAGCUCGGCCGUCAACCCCAUCCUUUACAACCUGAUGUCCAGCCGCUUCCGCGAGAUGUUCAAGGACGUGAUGUGCCACAGGCGGUCCCAGCGAUGGAGGUCCUGUAAGCGCUCACCCAGCAGCGUGCGCACCACCGUGCGCAGCACCGUUUUGGAGCACCUCCCGGGAAGCCAUGGGCUGCCCCUCUCGGACAUGGAGGACAACGAGGGGGGCCCUGCGAGAGACAACGCGGAUGAAGGAGAGGACCCGUAUCUCUUGAGGGCUUUCCCAGCGGGCCGGUUCUCGUCGGGGGCCUCCAUGCAAGGAGCUGAGCCUUGCGACUACAAUACGGCAAGUCCUCAACUUGUAACGCUUCGUUCAAAGUUACAACGGCAAUGAAAAAAGUGACUCGUGACCGCUUUCCAUGCUUACGACCGUUGUCGCAUCCCAGUGGUCACGUGAUCAAAAUCCAGGCCCUUGGCAACUGACUCGUAUUUACGUCCUGGAGUUACCUGUUUUGCGACUUUCGGAA